UGUUGUGGUAUAUGAAUCACACAAGAGUGUGAUCCGCUAACCGAGUUCGAUAGUCGAUUUUUCUUUGGUGGGGGCAGUGUUUACCCCCACCAUCAGCUCCAGUUACUGUAAAGGACAUACUAGCACAUGGAGUACCAAUCCUACUAAUGCGCAGUUAGAGUACCACAAUACAGGAUGCGCGCUCCUCUGGGCGACCCGCAUCACCAGCAUCGUCCACUCACAACUACAGCUGUUGGAUCGCCGAGCCUCCACGACUCCAGAGCACCAUAACACAACCAAUUGCAGCGGCAGUUAGGCCUUGUGCUCCAGCCUUGGUUUGUGACGCCCUAUCUACUUUCGUCAUAGCAAAUAGCCAGCUCAGCUGUGAGGAACCAGCAGGACAAGGCGCGAACGAGGGGUAAAGUCGUGGGCCGCGCGGGCUGUGUGAGGGUUGUUUAUAAUGGGCUGGGCUUCACCUUUGCUGUGGUUCACCGACACUCCUGUACAACCGCGCAAAAUGGCUUCUCCUCUCAUUAUCAGGAACUUGACUUCCACGCCGAUUGAGCUGAAGCUCAUCGAGCGCUUCCAGGCCCCUGGCCAGGCACCGGCUAAGACUGAGGAGAAGAGCAACAACAACGAGUCAAGCCUGGGAAGCUUGGCCAAGAACUUCACGACUCUGAUGAACAAUGUUACGAACACUAUCCAGAGCCCAACUAACCUCGAGUUGGCAGCCAAUGCACAGAGCUUCAGCCACAAGGAUGUCAACAUCAGGAUCGAGCCGUUUGAGGUUUGCAAGACCGAUAUCCCGCUCAAGGAGCGCGACGACCACGAGAUUAUGCGAUUGACCUUCGAGAACGCAGGGCAGCGUUACAGGCUCGACGUCCCAUCUCCAACCAGCAAAUCUACCUCUUUGACUCCUCUUCAGCAGAACUCGCAGUUUGAGUAUACUGGAGUCUAUCUGCCGCAGAGCUCUUACCUCUCUCUCUACUCAUCUGCGCGCCUCAACUCCUGGAUGGGCAAGCUCAAGCCCCAAACUCCUCUGUCGGCGCUCUCAAUCCCAGGAACUCACAAUUCCGCAACCCACUACCUUGCGCUCCCAUCCGUACGCUGCCAGGCUGUUUCGGUGACCGACCAGCUCAACAACGGCGUGCGCUUCCUCGAUGUCCGCGUCCAGCCCGAGAACCUCGAGGAUCCCAACGCCGACGGCCUGAUCCUCGUCCACGCCGUCUUCCCAAUCUCGCUCACGGGCAACAAGUACUUCCGCGACUUCCUCAAUGAAGUAACCGCCUUUCUCGACCAGAACCCCUCCGAGACCGUCCUCAUGAGUCUCAAGCGCGAGGGUGUCGGAAAGUCCACCGACCAGCAGUUCUCCAAGAUCCUGCACGACCACUACAUCUCCAAGGACAAGGGGCGCUGGUUCACCGACAACCGCAUCCCGCGCCUAGAAGAGGCCAGGAAGAAGAUCGUGCUCGUCCGUCGCUUCGGCGUCGAUGACGCUGUCAAGGGGUACAACAACAACGCCGGCUUCGGUCUCGACGCUUCCAGCUGGCCUGACAACUGUGAGGACGGCCUCUGCGUCGGCGGCACCAUCCGCGUCCAGGACUUCUACGAGGUCGAAGAGAGCGUCAACAUUGAUAAGAAGAUUAAGUUCUGCCACACCCAUCUUGAGAAGGCGGGUUCGCUUGUGUGCCCGCUGCCUGGUGCGGCGAACGCAGCCCAGGCGCCAAACCCCUUCUUCAUCAACUUCUUGACUGCGAGCAACUUCUUCCGUCCGGGAUGCUGGCCCGACCGUGUCGCUGCGAAGGUUAACCCCGCGACGGUGGAUUUCUUGUGCCGCAGGCAUAACGAGAAGGAGUACUAUAGCACGCUGGCGGAGAGGCGCGCGAUUGGGGAUGGUAGCACGGGGAUUGUGGUGUGCGAUUGGGUGGGAGAGAAGGGUGAUUGGGAUCUAGUUAGGUGUAUUGUUGGACACAAUGCCAAGUUGGAGUUGAGGGAGAACAAAUAGAUGGUUUAUAGACCGAUGUGGCUAUGAUUUGAAUAGGGAGGAAGAAGGUAGACGAAUAACAAAAUAUAUUUCAUGAGGCG
Pseudogymnoascus verrucosus is the source of this 2064-nucleotide messenger RNA. RefSeq lists its product as uncharacterized. The transcript has a single exon. The coding region runs from base 440 to 1984 and encodes 514 amino acids. Lineage: Eukaryota; Fungi; Ascomycota; Leotiomycetes; Thelebolales; Thelebolaceae. Gene Ontology annotation, biological process: lipid metabolic process. Gene Ontology annotation, molecular function: phosphoric diester hydrolase activity. The record is from RefSeq and is a predicted model, not a curated record.